Molecule: messenger RNA, 713 nt
Organism: Gongylonema pulchrum
Lineage: Eukaryota; Metazoa; Nematoda; Chromadorea; Rhabditida; Gongylonematidae
Source: the annotation of a GenBank genome assembly
AUGUUGCAAGCCAAUAUGGCAGUAGCACGUAAAAUUGAGGCAAGUUUCCCGAAAACGGCACUUUUGCGGAGGCAUCCACCGCCAAAAUUGAAGAUGUUGCGCGAUAUUUUGGAGAAGUGCGAAAAGAUUGGCUUUUCAGUGGAUGGCUCAACAAGUGCAACGAUUUCUUCAAGUCUGCGAAGAUACGAAGGACGCAGUGAAAUGAAGCGAACAGUUGUUCAGGUGCUUUCAUAUUUGCUGAUGAAAGCGAUGCAAUUGGCUGUAUAUUUUUGCGUUGGUUCAAUGAAAAGUAAAGCGGAAUAUGCACAUUAUGCCUUAUCAGUGCCUCUGUAUACCCACUUCACGUCACCGAUUCGACGAUAUCCUGAUGUACUGGUGCAUCGUUUCUUGUCUGCUGCAAUUGGAUAUUCACCGCCGCCCAGUCUUACGAUCAAGGAAGUUGCGGCGAUUGCAAAUCAUUGCAACGAUCGAAAACUGACCGCUAAGACAGUUUCCGAAGCCAGUGAUGAUAUGUUCUUUGGCGUUUUUAUUAGGGAAUGUGGUCCGUUAACAGAGCGUGCUGUGGUACUGCAGGUGCUGGAUGCAUCGUUUGAUGUUUUGGUGAUCAAAUAUGGUGUUGUGAAACGUGUCUACACGAAUGUACGCUUUGAUAAUCUGCCAAAAACUGUCUCCUUUUUCAUUUUCUGUAAGAGAUGGAGCACUCCGAAGUAGCG